This is a messenger RNA of Engraulis encrasicolus (European anchovy), 8462 nucleotides long. Its product is annotated as SH3 and multiple ankyrin repeat domains protein 1-like. Gene Ontology annotation, cellular component: postsynaptic density; postsynaptic membrane; dendritic spine. The record is from RefSeq and is a predicted model, not a curated record. NCBI's taxonomy places the organism in Eukaryota, Metazoa, Chordata, Actinopteri, Clupeiformes, Engraulidae. Gene Ontology annotation, molecular function: synaptic receptor adaptor activity; ionotropic glutamate receptor binding. The coding region runs from base 328 to 7575 and encodes 2415 amino acids. The transcript is spliced from 27 exons.
GAACGUUUCUCAAAUAGAGAGGGGAGAAAAAAACGUGAUUUUUUUUAUUCUUCCACUUCGUCAUUCUUGGUGAACUCUUUUCGUGGUGUGGUGCUUUCCUUCCUCCACUCCUGUUUUAUUUGUUUUAUUGUUUUUUAUCCCCCUUUUCCUCUCCUUGUCCUGCUGGAUCCGUUGUCUGUCUUCUCCUGCUGUGUGCCUGGACCUUCUGUCUUCUUUGAGUGUAUGUGUAUAGAGGAAGAGUGCUGGACUGAGCUUGAAAAAGGACCCGACAGGACAGCAGAAUGAGGUCGUCCCAGUUGCGGGUGGUGGUAGCCGUGUCACGUCGCCAUGACAACUGCCCGGCGUGGUGACGGAGCGGCGGAGGAGCGAAGCAUGCUGGGUAAGACCAAGCACUUCUUCUCCGGAGCACAGGAGCAGGAUGGAGAAGAGGAGGAGGAGGAGGAAGAGGAGAGAGGGGGCCGGAUGGACAGGAAGGAGCUGGGCAGAGGAGGAGGACGACAGAACGGCAUGGUGGACAUGGGGGACAUGGCCGACGAGGACAUGGUGAUGAUGCGCCCCGGGGGCAGAGCCCUGCGGGAGAAAGGGGAGGGGCACAAGCCAGCGGCAAUUGUGAUUGGACGACAGCGGGGAGACAGACUGCCUCCAAAGUCCUCCGUGGCUGUGGUGCAGCGGGGGAUCUCUUUCCCCACCAAUCAGGAGCUGGCCCAACUUCAGCUGGCUAAUCAGAAGGGUCUACAUCCUGUUUCCACCAAUCAGCAUCAGCAACAGCUUUACCAUCCGACCAAUGCAGCGCACCAGAGGAGGCGGUACAUGAUGGAGCGGAGUAUGACCACGGUGUCCCCGAUGGAGGAAGCCCACUUGGCCAUGCUGGUGUUCCGCAUUGGCAUCCCUGACAUCAAGCAGACGAAGUGUUUGCGUUUCGACCCGGACGCGACGGUGUGGGGCGUCAAGCUGCAGAUCAUGUGCUCGCUGGGCGAGUCGCUGUGGGACGUGUACAACUACGGCCUCUUCCAGCCGGCCGCCGACGGCCGCGACGCCAACUUCCUGGACGAGGAGCGGCAGCUGCGGGACUACCCACAAUCCUUUGAGAAAGGAAUGCCCUACCUGGAGUUUAGGUACAAGACCAGAGUUUACAAGCAGACCAACCUGGACGAGAAACAACUGACCAAACUGCACACCAAGGCCAACCUGAAGAAGUUCUUGGAGUACAUCCAAAGCGGAUCUCUCGACAGGAUCACCAAAGCGCUGGAUAAAGGCCUCGACCCAAACUACCAUCACCAGGAGAGUGGAGAGACGCCCCUGUCCAUGGCAGUGCAGAUGCCCCAGUCUAUAGAGGUGGUGCGGUGCUUGGUGAUGAAUGGAGCCCAUCUGGAUUUCAGGACUAGGGAUGGACUCACACCUCUGCACAAGGCGGUUCGGGCACAGAACCACCCAGCACUUCAGAUCCUGCUGGCGAUGGGAGGCUCUCCGGACUACAAGGACCGCUGUGGGCUGACGCCGCUUUACCACUCUGUGCUGUCAGGGGGCGACACCUCCUGUUGCGAGACGCUGCUCUACUACCGAGCCCGACUAGGCGUCAGAGAUGAGAACGGCUGGGAUGAGUCACACCAGAUGAGGGACCCAGAGGGCUUUGGAAUGCAAGAGUUACACAAGGCCUGCCAGCAUGGUUUUGCCCAGCACCUGGAGCAUCUGCUCUUCUACGGCGCCGACUCCACCUCCCAGAAUGCAUCGGGAAACACAGCGCUCCACAUCGGCGCUCUGUACAAUAAGGAGAACUGUGUGCGUGUUCUGCUGUACCGGGGAGCCAAUAAGGAAAUUAAGAACAAGCACGGGCAAACCCCUUUCCAGGUGGCUGUAAUGUCUGGCCAUUUUGAGAUCGGGGAGAUCAUCAAAAAUCACAAUGACUCAGAUGUAGUUCCUUUCCUUGAGUCUCCCAAGUAUGCCCCGCCGCGCUCCGAGCUGGCCCGGACGCUGCCCCCCUCCUUGUCCCUGCACCAUGCCCACCCCCACCCGCUCCUGAGGGCCAAGAGUGAGAACACCAUGAACCCGGAGCAAGGGCCCCCCGCUCCCAACCCCGCUGGGCCCAACCCCACACCACCCACACAGACUCAGCGUAGAGCCUCGUUUGCUCUGCGUAGCUCCAGCAGUCCGCGCUCUCGCACUCGCUCACCGUCACGAGGAAGAGGCGAGGUGGAGGAACAACGCCAGAAGCAGCAGCAGCAGCAGCAGCAGCAGCAGCAGCAGCAGCGAGGCAGACAGGGGGGUGGUGGGCAGCAGCGUAGGAGGCUGUACAGUGCUGUACCUGGUCGUGUGUUUGUGGCGACCCGAGCUCACCCAGCCCAAAACGAGCGAGAGCUCAGCCUCAGCAAAGGGGACCGGGUCAAAGUACUUAGUGUGGGGGAUGGCGGUUUCUGGGAGGGGACGGUGAAAGGCAGGACGGGCUGGUUUCCCUCCGACUGUGUGGAGGAGGUCCCCCCUCAGAACCAGGAGCAAAGACCAGAUAAUCGCAGUGAGAAGUCCCGCAAAAAGCUGUUUCGCCAUUACACAGUGGGAGCUUACGAUGGCAUAGAGGCACCCAGUGACUACAUCAUAAAGGAGAAGACGGUUCUCCUUCAGAAGAAAGACAAUGAGGGCUUCGGCUUCGUGUUACGAGGCGCUAAAGCCCAGACUCCCAUUGAAGAGUUCACUCCCACGCCAGCCUUCCCUGCUCUGCAGUAUCUGGAGUCCGUGGACGAAGGGGGAGUGGCCUGGAGGGCCGGACUGCGAAUGGGAGACUUUCUCAUUGAGGUGAAUGGGGUGAACGUGGUGAAGGUGGGCCACAGGCAGGUGGUCAACAUGAUCCGUCAGGGCGGCAACAGCCUGAUGGUGAAGGUCGUCAUGGUGGCGCGGAACCCCGAGAUGGAGGAGGUGCCUAAGAAGAAAGCUCCGCCUCAGGCCAAGCGGCUGACCCCACCAGCCAUCGCCAUGCGCUCCAAGUCCAUGACCUCUGAACUGGAGGAAAUGGAAUACGAAUCAGUCCAGGCCACGGACAAGAAGAGAAGCGUCUAUCAAAUGGCACUGAAUAAGCUGGAUGAGAUCCUGGCGGCCGCCCAGCAGACCAUUAGUCCAUCUGAGGGGGGCGCCCAGCGGGGUCACGCAGGGAGGAGAGAGCGCAAUAAGGGCUAUUACACUAACAAGCAACCAAGUUUUGAACAAUCAGGUGUUGGCAUGAUGUCAUCAGGGUCUGGGUUUGGUUAUAACCACGCCCAGUUUUCAUCAAGCCACGCCACCCCACAUGGUCUGAUGCUUCGCCAGAAGUCCAUUGGGUUGGCUGAUGACGAGAAGGGCUUCCUGCAUCCACCCACCAUGAAGCUAUCCCGCAGUCUGUCCGUGCCUGGACCCGAGGAUAUUCCCCCGCCGCCGGAAACCUCGCCCCCCGAGCCCCCGCUGUCUGCGGGUGGCCGCAGGUCCGAGCCCAGCCACCCGUCCGCACACUACAUGCCCCCCCACGCACAGCCGCCGGUGGCGGCGCCCCCCCAGCAGCAGCAGCCACACAGCCGCGCCACCUCACGCCGGGAGUCGGCCGACUCCUCCGGGUGGAGGGGGGGAGGCGGAGGCAAGAUGGCGCAGCUGAGACGGGGCUACAGCAGUGCCACGCCCCCCGGACCGAGCAUGCCCACGGCCAAGGCCACCGCAGUGCCCCCUCCGCAGCAGGCGGUCGCCAAGACGACAGGAGGUCGGCGAGCCGGCGGGAGGGGUCCGCUGCUCAAGCAGCCAAAAGUGGAGGAGGGGGCGGGACGAGCACCACGAGGGGCCCAGGCACAUGCACAGGCACAGGCACAGGAUUUCGUAGACAAGAGCUCCAUCCCCAUCCCCACCAUCAUCGUCAAGGCCCCCUCCACCAGCAGCAGUGGCCGCUCCAGCCAGGGAAGCAGCAUGGAAGCAGAGCAACCUCCAGACAUGGAGCAGCAGCAGGAGGCUCCUGAGGCCCCCAGCCCGCCCGCCUCUCCACCCUUACCUCCCUCCUUACCCUCGUCCCUCAACCAAGACAGGACUGACAUGGUGGUAGUAUCUGGACCUCCAGGAGGAGGUGGUGGCACCAUGGGCAAAGUCAAGCGGGACCGCGAGCGCUACCGGGACUCGCGGCGGAAGAGUGCCUCGUUCUUCUAUUCUUCGGAGGAGGACAUGCUGGACGACAUGGCGGCCGCGCAGGUGGAGAACGUGUCCCCGCGCCUGCGUCCUUCCAAAUCCAUCGACGAGGGCUUGUUCUCUGGGGACAACUUGACGACACAGGGGCGCAGCAUGCCGCCCGCUUUUGGCCUUCCUCAGUAUGCCUCACCGCAGACUCACACGCACGCCACCACCUUCAUCCAUCCUCUCACGGGGAAGGUUCUAGAUCCCUCCUCGCCUUUGGGGUUAGCGCUGGCCGCGCGCGAAAGAGCGCUGAAAGACGACCGACGCACCCGGCGCGAGGAGCGGCACUUUGGCCGGCAGCUGUCGAGCGUGGGGGCGUUCCCUUCGACCGUGCCGUCGUCCAACCCGCAGCAACACAACCCACAGCAGGCCUCUUACAUGUACCCACAAAACCAACACCCUCCUGCCAUAUACCUGGCAGGAUCCUCCCCUUCCUCCGCUGCCCCGUCCCCCCUCAGCCGCCCCCAGUCUCCCAGGAUGAUGCGUCUGGCCGGAGCAGGGCCCUGGUCAGGGGAGGGAGGCGAACACGACAAGGAGAGCUUGGCCAGGGUAGGAGGCAUGAAGGUCAGGUUCUCAGAGGAAAGGCAGUCAGCGCUUCAAAACCAGUAUCAGUACCACAACCAGUACCAACAACAACAGUACCAGAAUCAGUAUCAGAACCAGAACCAGAGCCAGUACCAGAGGGAGUGGGAGCGAGAGCCUGACAAGGGGGAGAUGUACGGGAGGGGUGGCAUGCAACAAGCUCCUCCCGCGCCACAACAGGUUCCCAAUCAGCAGCCUCAGCCUCGCAGGCCGUCUUUCCUGCAGAUGGACAGCGACGCCAACGUGAACGCCGUAGGAUACGCCGGCUCCCACGGCGCGCCUCUACCGCUCUCGGCUGGUCCCACCCAGACCACAGUAACAAUCACCGGUGCGGAGGAGGUGCCCGAGACAGGGGUCGGGCUCAUGGUGCUCCCCCCUCCUGCUCCGUCCGUCGACAUUGACGACGAGUUUGUGUUCGUGGACCCGUUGCCGCCUCCCCUGCAGUUUGCAAACGGCAACGACCGCAGAGGCUCGAGAGGGUCGCCCAUAUCCACACAACCGCAACCGCCACCUCAGAUGCAGCACCAUUAUCAGCAGUCCCAGUCCCUGCAGCAGCAGCAGCAGCAUCAUAAGCUAUCAGAGCGGCAGACUGAUGUCCGUCCGCAGCAGUCUGCACAGUCACAGCAGCAGCUUCAGCACCUUCAGCAGCAACCUCAGCCCCCACCAGAUCUUUCUCAGGAGGACUUGCAGCAGCAGCAACCUCCACUGGUGCACCCCUACCUAUUCCCUCCCAAUCCACUAAUCCCUCCCCCCCAGCUUUGCCCAAAAAUACCGCCCUCCACCAUGACCAUCUCCUCAUCGACAAACACUUCUAGCCAAUCCCUGCCCGCCCAGAUCAGCCACCAGGCGGCGGCGUCCCAAAUCCCAACGGACAUCCCCAGCCAGUCGCUACCCCCACAGCCACCGCCACCCCAGCCCCCGCCCCCGCCCCCACCCACGCUACCACACGAAGUAGCCAACCUGACGCAAUCGGUUCUGUCCCCUUCCCUUCCUUCGCCGCAGGCCUUCCCUCCAUCCACCCCUCCGUCUUCUCUUCACCCUUCCAACCCUCCACCUGCGUCUGCCUCGGCCGCCGCCGCCACCUCGACCGCCACUGGGACGUCGUCCCAGUCCGUCCACCGGCCGCAGCCUCUCUUCUUCGCCCCGGCACACGGCCAGGAUCGUGCCAACGCCACCACCGUCACCUACGCCACCAUGACCACCAGCCAGGCCUCUUAUGCAAUGACCGCCACCACGGCCGUCUCCGUGGCUAAUCAGCUGCCUCUGAAAACGGGCGAGAGCCGCGGGGAGUGGCAGGACGCGGUGGUGGACUCCGGGAUCGAGGAGCUGGACAGCCACAGCGACCACCACCUGGACAAGCUGGGCAUGCGGGACGCGGAGAGAGGAGGAGCAGGAGGAGGAGGGGGGAUCGACAGGAGAAGGGAGAUCAUGGAGCUGAGUGGAGGUAGAGUGGCUGGCAGAGACCGGGCUCACAUGGAGCGGAGGGAGUCGCUCGACUCCUCGGCAGCUUACAAAAUGCACAAUGACGCCAUUGCCAUCGCCGCCACCGCCACCGGGCACGUCCCACGGACCCACCACGGUGGCAGGCCAGUGCCCCCUCUGCGGCGGCAGCCCAGCGCCGCGCCCAUCAUGCAGCAGCACCCGCCGCACCCCCACAGGCAGAGGAUGCUUGAGGAGGAGGACAGGGCCCACGCUCUGGCUGUAGGCCAGGGUGGCGGCGGUGGGGGCACAGAAGAGGGCGAGGGGCUGCUGCGGGGCCCCGUUUUUAUGGACCGUCGACUAAACUCUCCUAUGGCCAGCGUGAAGGCCAGCAUCAUCAACGAGCUCAGCAGCAAGCUGCAGCAGAUGGGGGGCUGGCAGGGCCAGGAAAAGCCUCCCUCAGGCAGGUUUCAGGAAGAUGCCAGUACAAUUAUGAGUCCCCCUUUGGUUCGCUCCACGUCUCCUCUGCCCGUGUCUAUCCCCCAUAACCUGCAUAGGGCCCUGUCCCCCACCCUUCCUCUCUCCCCGACACACCACCCCAGCCUCCCACCCAUCCUGUCUCCUUCCCUCAACCCCAACAUGACCCCUACACUCACGCCCAGUCCUCUGCAUAUCCUGCAACCCACUACUCCCACUCAGCCAGCGCCAUACAGUGACUGGACGUGUCCGCCCUCCCCUCUCCAACGCUCCAAGUACCGCGGCAAGGCGUUAGAGUUCCAGUUCAACUCGCCCGCGGAGCUCAGGCGCUCGGAGUCGCACCACCCCCACUCGCCGCGGCGCCGGGCCCCCAGCCCUCUCAUCUCCUGCACGGACCGGCCCCAGGCCGCUCCGCCCCGGCCCUCCUCCCUGCCUCUCUUCCCAAGCUCCAUGUACAACGCCCCCUUCGAGCUCCAGCCUCCGCUCACCCCGCCUGCUCACUCCAUCCCUCUCUCCGAUCCCUUCUUCCCCAGCACACCGCCACAGCUCUUCUCCCCGACCCCCGCGGUGGCGGCUUCCUCCUCCUCCUCCGCCAACCCGCUCCUGGUCUCCCGCUCUCUCUCUCCGACCCACUUCCUGUCCGGCAGCUCCUCCCCUUCCUGCGGCAACUAUCCACCCCUGACUCUGCCGCCGCCCACCCGGCCCUUCGCCACCAAGCCUCUGCCCUACUGGAGCAAGUACGACGUGGCCGAUUGGCUGGUCUACUUGAACCUGGCCGAGCACCAGGAGCGUUUCCUAGACAACGAGAUCGACGGCUCGCACCUGCCGUCGCUGACCAAGGAGGACUUCCUGGACCUGGGCGUGAGCCGUGUCGGACACCGCAUGAACAUCGAGCGGGCGCUCCGCAAACUCACCCACAGGUGAGGCAGGACCGGCUGAAGCGUUUGGGGCAAAAAAAAGAGUUGUGUGAAAGGACCAGGCAGCAUCAGCAGUCAGUUCUAGGCGAAGGAAGCAAGCGCAGUCCUUUUUUCCUUUUUUUGCCUCCUCUCUCUUUUCUCUCUUUCUUUCUUGUCUUGUGGUCACUCUUCUUUUCUUUUUUCUGUCUUAUGUCUUUCUCUUUUGUUUUUUGUCUCCAGAAUUAUUUUGAUGUAGCAUGGGAACACAUACGUCUUCUUAUCCACGUCUCACUUUGUCUUGCUCCCUCCCCGUUGUUUGGCUGUUUUUGAUAUCCAUCUGUGUAGUUGAUCUAUCGUCGGUAUAGAUCCAUUGUAUCUACACUUUUUUCCCUUCUCAGUAUCUAUCCAAAUAUCUAUAGAGUUGAUUGCCUAUAGAUGGUUAAGAUACCUCUUUUAUCUUUCCACCUUUACUUAUUCUCUGUUUCUUAUCUUCCUUUUUUCCCCUUCUUCUUUUUUUCUCACCUCUUGAUUUGCCCUCCCUUUUUUUCUCCUAUAGGCUCUCCUCUCCUUUCUCUGUCUCUACUGUCUCGUCUGAAGGACAGAGCGAAAGAAUGAGAGAUGAGGGGAUUCUGAGCUCUUAGAAUGGGGGAAAGUGAGAAACCUUGUAAUCAAUCACUUUAAGCGAGAGAUCUGAUGACUGGAUUACUUUUAAAAUGAAUGGACAUGGAGACAAAUGCCACCAAGAGAGAAGAGCUGUUGGUUUUUUUCCCUUCUUCCCUCCUCUUUUUUUUUGGAGGUGAUUCCUUGCGCGGUUCGCUGCACUCUUGUGGCUAAACCGAUACAAUCAUGUACAGAAGAGAAUGCAUUCUCUUUUCAUGCAACUUAACCAACGCAUCAGCAGACACACUGACCAAC